Suricata suricatta (meerkat) is the source of this 3170-nucleotide messenger RNA. It is a transcript of the gene ZFP41, whose product is annotated as ZFP41 zinc finger protein. NCBI's taxonomy places the organism in Eukaryota, Metazoa, Chordata, Mammalia, Carnivora, Herpestidae. Gene Ontology annotation, molecular function: DNA-binding transcription factor activity, RNA polymerase II-specific; RNA polymerase II cis-regulatory region sequence-specific DNA binding. The transcript is spliced from 3 exons. The record is from RefSeq and is a predicted model, not a curated record. Gene Ontology annotation, biological process: regulation of transcription by RNA polymerase II. The coding region runs from base 932 to 1528 and encodes 198 amino acids.
GCGGCGCCCCAGGGCCCUGCACACUUGGCUGGCGAAGCCCUGUCACUGGCGGGGGUGUGUCGUGCUGCCCCUCGGGUCCCCUUUCCCCCGCCUCGGCACGACUCGCGGCUGCUGGCUCGCGGGGGGCGCCAACAGACUGUUGGGGUGCAUGUUUGCCCUUGGAUCCCAAACCCUCUGGUGAUGCAGACUCCCCCUGAGACCCAGGCUUCUGAAGGCGGGGGGACGGGACCAGGGUGAGCGGGGUUUCCGGGGGCCCCGGCGGCGGGCACCAGCCCUUGGGCCGGGCGCUCCUGCCGGGGCCGGGAGGACUGAGUUGUCACUGGUGUCCACGGGCCUGUGAAGUGAGGGGCCCGGACCUCCGGGCUACUCCGCUUUUAACUAUUUAAUACUAGGUGUGCUGUGCACUUAGAGAAGUGGGUAAAUGCCGUCUCUGCCAUUAAGCACCUGUAGCUCGUUUCAAACAGACCAGACGAUGAUCUCGCAUGUUUCCUGAGCUCCAGUAUGUGCGGGCUCCAGCCCAGCCAGUGGCCGGAGAUUCGAGGAUGAAAAAGCCAUGACCUUGCUGACAAGAAGCCACAUCUCAGGGCAGCUGCUGCCUGGGUGACAGUCCUGGCAGGAGUCUGGAGCACAGAGGACCUCCAGGCCCGCCACGGGCACGUCUUUCAUGUUGGUUCUUGGUUUUCUUCCGUUUCCCACUGAAGCUGGACUCCAGCGUCCUUGCCUCCUGCUGCGAUUCUCUGCCCUCGGCCCGCCUGCCCUCUCCAGCAGGGCCCCCCUCAGCCCAACGCAGACGCCGGCCGAGUGUGGACCUUCCAGAGCCUUCCCCCAGGCUUGGACAGAUGAAGAGCUGUGUAAAGAAGGAGCUUGCUGAAGAAGGAGAAUCCGGCCCCUGGCCUGUUUCCGAGGCCCUUCCUCCUGGGCACCAAGGAAGAUGGAAAAGCCCACGGGCAAAAAGAAGGCAGAGACCCCAAAGGAGGAAGUGGAUUUGCUAAAGGACAUGCCCAAAGGAGAGGGAGCGGCGUCUGGGGAGAAAAAGCCCGGCAAGAGGUCCGCUGUGGCAAAAAAGCACAGCGAGGAGCCCGGCCUGAGCCCGGAGGAGGAGGCACACGUAUUCGAUGCCUUCGAUGCUUCGUUUAAAGACGACUUCAAGGGGGUGCCUGUGUUCAUUCCUUUUCAGAGAAAGAAGCCCUACGAGUGCAGCGAGUGUGGACGCGUCUUUAAGCACAAGACGGACCACCUUCGCCACCAGCGGGUUCACACCGGGGAGAAGCCCUUCAGAUGUGACCGGUGCGGGAAGCCGUUCAGGCACAGUUCCGACGUCACCAAACACCAGAGAAUCCACACCGGCGAGAAGCCCUUUAAAUGCGGUGAAUGCGGGAAGGCCUUUAACUGCGGCUCGAACCUCCUGAAACAUCGGAAAACGCACACUGGAGAGAAGCCGUACGAAUGCAAGGAGUGUGGGAAAGCCUUCGCCUACAGCUCGUGUCUCAUUCGCCACCGGAAGCGCCACCCGCGGAAGAGGCACUGAGACGGGGACGCGGCCUGCCGAGAGGACCGAGCGGGGCAGGCGAGGCCCGGCGGCUGGCACGGGCUGCGGGCGCUGCGCUUGAUGCGCCUUUCCUUGUGCGGACGCGUGUCCACGCCGGGGGCCCGGCCCCCGGUUCAGUGCAGAGUGUGGCGCGCACUUCCCGGUCCGGAGCGGCUCCAGCCCAAGCCGCUGGGUGACGCGGGAGGUGCGUGCAGCUACGGCACCAGAGCGCGAGCGUGAGCAUGGCGCAGCCUCUGUGGGGCGGGAGGGCGGCCUCCCUGCCUCCUCACUUGUGCCCAUGAGGACGUCAGUCUGCAGACGCCGACCGGCUGGGCCCCGAGCCCACCCCCGCGCAGCCUGGCAGGCGGCCUGGGGCCCUGAGCUAGAUGGCAGCGCUGCGCUCAGGUCCCCAGGGGCUGCACCAGACACCUGCUGUCCCCACUCAGCUGGCCGUGGAGACAGCCCUCUGGUUUGUGUCUGGCUUCCCUCCACGGGCUGGAGCGCCAGUCCUGGAACUCCCCUCCCCUCCCCCACUGCAGUUCCAGGACUGACCCCCUGGCCCAGCCCCCAUCCCUGGUGAGACCCGGACUCAGCCAGGUGGGCCACGCGGGAGGUAAAUGCCACCGUCGUGGGAGAGGCCUGCCCUGGACACCUGGCGGGCACCCCAAGGACGUGAGGUAGCUUCCAGCCAGCCCGCAGCACCCCGGGGUCUCCCGUCUGGAGGCAGGUGCACUGGCCUCCAGUGAUCGGCUCUCCAGGUUAGCUCCACUUGCCCACGCCUGCCCCCAGCUCGCAGCGGAUCCCCGCCAAGUCCACGUGCUGUGCGCAGCCUUAGUUUCCCUCCAGGAGCGGUCUGGGUGGGGCUCCGUGCUCUGCAGAGCGGGGUGCGGGUUGUCCUAGAAUUUCCAAUAGCAUAAGGGACGUGAGGGGACUGCCUACGGGAGCAAAUACGGCUUUUUACUAGGAAAACGUCGGUACCUCCGCUUUCAGCUCUCCGGACCCCAGAAAUGGGGAUUCCGUUCUGCAAGAAGGCCCCGAGUCAGGAUGGAGAUGCGUUUCUCGGUCCGGCACCCCCAGACGCCGGAGGCAGAUGCUCCCGGAGGAAAUGUUUCUCCAGGACCUCAGACAACUUCUGUCACGUGCGGCAACAUUUAGAGUGCACGAGGAGCGCCAGAAAAACGGGAAAUAACCAAGCGUGCAUCAGCCGCGCACACGCCCCCGUCACCAGGCGGGGUCUCAGGACCCCGGGCGGAGCCGGUCAGGCCCGCAGGGCGAUUAUUACAGAGCGCGGAAGUGACCAGCGUGUGGUUUGGAAAUACCCGGGGAGGGAAGCCAGAGAGCAGGGAAGAGCAGCUCACGCCGCACUCGGACGCUCCUCGGGCAGCGAGAGCAGGCGCCGCGCGGGCGUUUGGGCUCUUCCUGGUCCCGCCGCACACACCGUAAGUUCCCGUGUGUGUGAUCUACAGUCACCGCGUGGUUCGCGGGCAUGAUUUCCCGGAAACACGCUUGUAAAUGUCCUCCUAAGAAAUAAUGGAAACUCAGAUGAUUCGCUCCACAACCCAAAAACAUUCAUACAUAAAAGUCAUUACAGUACUGUAAUUUAAUACAAAACAAUAAAGAAAAUAAAAAAUAGAAAAGUAAA